Messenger RNA from Ogataea haglerorum, 837 nucleotides. RefSeq lists its product as uncharacterized. The transcript has a single exon. Lineage: Eukaryota; Fungi; Ascomycota; Pichiomycetes; Pichiales; Pichiaceae. Bases 1 to 837 code for a protein of 278 amino acids. The record is from RefSeq and is a predicted model, not a curated record.
AUGACGUCUUCUAAUUAUGCUACUCCUUUUCUUGUUCGAUUGUUUCGAUCUUUGGACACCUUGAUCGCACUUCGUUACAGUACCAACUACCUUUCAUCACUAGUGCGCUUCUCGACGGUAUCGAAGCAGGUGCUGAAUCUCAAUCUGGAGGUACUCUGCACGAUCAAGUCAAUCUAUCCCGAGUCUUACGAUAUUGCCAGAGCAGGAGACGAUAUCACAAUCGAUGUUUUCUGUGAGGAGUCUGCAGACAGAUCUGAGGAACGCGUCCGACUGAUCCAAAAGAUUGAGAAACGCCAGCAAAUUUUUAGAGCCAAGCUCGAGGAGUGGACAGCGAAAGGAUGCCCCAUUACAUUCAAGUUAGACUCAGAGCAAAAGCAUCAGGCAUCGCCUAAGAAAAUCAGCAAAAUUAUCAAGCCGAAGAAUUCACGCACCAAGUACGAAUUCCAUGAAAGGCAAGUCCUCUCUGACCUGCCACUUUUAGAGCGCAUUAAAUUGAAGCAGGCUUCAAAAAAAGUGAAUAAUCUCAGCGAUAACAAACAGGAACCACUUGAAUCCAAGUUGAUUCCAAUCUACAACGUUAUAUAUGAGCAAUCGCCUAAGUUUAAUAGUUCCAAAACUGUCAGUCUGAGCGUCACUCGGCUUCAACAGCUAGUCAGAGACUCUAUGAAGCUACCGGUCUCGGAAACUGACGUGCGCAGAGUGUUGUUUCUGCUUGCCGAAAAGCUUGGACUGCGACUGACAGUUAUUGGUGAGACCCAGAUUCUCAAAAUCCCGCAACUCAAUAGGAAUGAAGAUCUCGCAAAGUUGGGUAGCCGCCAAGUUGGACUAGUUGAAUAA